AUGGGUGAAGUAGGUGAUAAACCUCCUUCCACAGUUGAAGUCUGGGAUGAGCUCCCCAAUUUACAUCGCAGUCAGGAACCUGCCCAUGUUGAAGAGACAACCCGAGAAGAUCAUCCCAGAAAUGGUGCCAUCCUCUUAGACGUUGGCGCCAAAUGCGAUGUGGAGGGAUUCCAGCGAACGACUAGACUGGCAAAAGAUGAACAUUCAGUUGUGGUUCCCCAGCCAUCAGACGACGCACAAGACCCCCUCAACUGGUCCGCUUCGAAGAAACAUCGCAUCCUCAUCACUCUUGCUGUUGCAGUCUUCAUGGCGGAUUUCCAAGCCACAUCGGGUGUUCCGUGCUUGAUACCUCAGUCGGCAGAGUGGCAUACCACCCCAAAUCACGUUAAUUACUCGGGAAACUUGAAUAUCAUCAUGGCGCAGGCAUCACUUACAAGAUAUCUGGGAGACUUCGCUGACGACUGUCAUGUCAGUGGUAUUGGUGGCAUUCUGGGCAUUCCCGCUCUCUAUUUUUGGGGUCGCGCACUGGUUGCCUUUUGGUCCAUUCUGAUAAGCAUAUUUUUGCAGUUAGGAUGUGCCCGUGUACAGUCCUUUAACACCUUCUAUGCCCUUCGAGCACUGGUUGGCCUGACAUCUCAGCCCGCACUCACAGCCGGUCUAGCCUUCAUUCAGGACAUGUUUUUCUUCUAUGAACAUGCUCGCAAAAUUGGCGUUUGGGCGGCUAUAUUCCUCAUUGCACCCUACUUCAGUCCACUGUUAGGAAAUUUUAUUGUUGCUCAGACGGGGAGCUGGAGGAUCGUCCAGUGGCUGCCAUUUGCCGUUGGCGGGGCAAAUAUCCUUAUGAUGGCUGCUUUUCUGGACGAGACCAGGUACAGGCGCGAUAUUCAGAUGUCUGAGCAGCCAGACCGGGGAGCUAGGCUGCUUAGAAUACUGGGUGUUUGGCAGAUCAGGGUCCAUCAUCACUAUUUCGAUAGUGUUAGGAGAUCUUGCAUGCGUAUUGUCGAGGUGGCUAUCAAACCGAUUAUGGUUCUCGUUUUUAUUUACUAUAUGGCAGUGUUCAUAUGGCUGGUUGGUAUUAACCAGACCUCAAGUAUUCUCUUUGCUACUGCCCGCGCUGAAGGUGGAUAUGGAUUUGGCCAAAACGCCGUGGGAUUUUUAUUCUUCGCACCCAUCGCCGGCAUCAUUGCAGGAGAAAUUUUCGGCCAUUUUUUCAACGAUUACAUCUUUCGACGCAGUCUCCGCCGUCAUAAGGGGCUUUUUGUGCCUGAAUAUUGUCUCCCAACAAUUUACGUUGGCCUUAUUCUCAUGUUCCUGGUUUAG
Molecule: messenger RNA, 1320 nt
Organism: Cladophialophora bantiana CBS 173.52
Lineage: Eukaryota; Fungi; Ascomycota; Eurotiomycetes; Chaetothyriales; Herpotrichiellaceae
Exons: 3
Coding region: 1-1320 (439 amino acids)
Biological process (GO): transmembrane transport
Molecular function (GO): transmembrane transporter activity
Source: RefSeq, a predicted model, not a curated record